AUGAUGUCCUACAUUAAGCAACCCCAUUACUCCGUGAACGGGUUAACGCUGUCCGGCCCGGGCAUGGAUCUGCUCCACUCCGCCGUUGGAUACCCCAACACACCGCGCAAACAGCGUCGAGAGCGCACCACCUUCACGCGCGCACAGCUGGACAUCCUCGAGGCUCUGUUCUCCAAAACGCGCUACCCGGACAUCUUCAUGCGCGAGGAGGUGGCCCUCAAGAUCAACCUGCCGGAGUCCCGAGUCCAGGUUUGGUUCAAGAACCGCCGUGCAAAGUGCCGCCAGCAGCAGCAGCAGAGCACCGGUCAGUCCAAACCGCGGCCCCCUAAGAAGAAGGCGUCUCCGGCCCGCGAUAACCACUCUGAGGCCAGCGUCAACGCCCCCAACGGGUCCUACAGCCCCCAGCCUCCUCCUCCAGGCACCUCCAUCACGCCCAGCUCCAACGCUGCCAGUGCCACGGUGUCCAUCUGGAGCCCGGCGUCCAUCUCCCCGCUGCCAGACCCCCUGUCUGUGUCCGGGACCCCCUGCAUGCAGCGCACCGCCACCUACCCCAUGGCCUACAGCCAGGCACCGGCCUACAGCCAGAGCUACGCAGGCUCCUCCUCCUACUUCACGGGCCUGGACUGCAGCUCCUACCUGUCCCCGAUGCACCCCCAGCUGUCGGGCACCGGAGGAGCCCUGAGCCCUAUCACGGCCUCCUCCAUGGGGGGUCCUCUCAGCCAGUCUCCAGCCUCACUCUCCUCCCAAGGGUACACGGCCGCAUCACUGGGCUUCGGAGCCGUCGACUGUCUAGACUACAAGGACCAAGCUGCCUGGAAGCUCAAUUUCAAUGCCACUGACUGUCUGGACUACAAAGACCAGAACUCCUGGAAGUUCCAGGUCUUGUAA
Molecule: messenger RNA, 888 nt
Organism: Notothenia coriiceps (black rockcod)
Lineage: Eukaryota; Metazoa; Chordata; Actinopteri; Perciformes; Nototheniidae
Product: homeobox protein otx5-A-like
Exons: 3
Coding region: 1-888 (295 amino acids)
Biological process (GO): multicellular organism development; regulation of transcription by RNA polymerase II
Cellular component (GO): nucleus
Molecular function (GO): DNA-binding transcription factor activity, RNA polymerase II-specific; RNA polymerase II cis-regulatory region sequence-specific DNA binding
Source: RefSeq, a predicted model, not a curated record